AUCCUUUAGUUGAAUAAGCAAAAGUGAACAGAGGAUCUCCAGCUACUGUUGUGUGACGCUGUAGGACACGAGUUCCAAUAUCCUGCCUGUGUCACCUAAAGAGACAUACUGCUGAAAGGGCCAUGGGUCGGAAGGAAUGUGGAGAGACCCCAAACGAAGCAGGAGGCACUGACACACUGUGUGCCCUGUCUGAGGACACAACACAGGAAAAGCACAUGGAGGACAGAGGACAGUGGGGCAACAAGUUGGAGUUUGUUCUGUCUGUUGCUGGAGAGAUUAUUGGUUUGGGGAACGUAUGGAGAUUUCCUUAUCUAUGCUACAAAAAUGGAGGCGGUGCCUUCUUUAUCCCAUAUUUAAUUUUCCUCUUCACUUGUGGGAUUCCUGUCUUUCUCCUGGAAACUGCGCUGGGUCAGUACACCAGCCAGGGUGGUGUCACAGCCUGGAGGAAAAUCUGCCCCUUGUUUGAAGGCAUUGGAUAUGCAUCACAGGUGAUAGAAAGUUAUCUGAAUAUCUAUUACAUCGUUAUCCUGGCAUGGGCAAUAUUUUAUCUUUUCAACUCUUUCACUGCUGAACUUCCCUGGGCAACUUGCAACCACACCUGGAACACAGAUAAUUGCAUUGAUGUCACCAGGAUGCUGGAGAAUCAAACAUUGUCUGAGAAUGCUACCUCUCCUGUUGUGGAAUUCUGGGAGAAUCGGGCCCUUGGUUUAUCAGACGGGAUUCACAACCUGGGCAAUAUUCGAUGGGAGCUGGCACUAUGCUUGCUGCUGGCUUGGAUCGUCUGUUACUUCUGCAUUUGGAAGGGCGUCAAAUCCACAGGGAAGGUUGUAUACUUCACAGCUACCUUCCCCUACGUGAUGCUGAUCAUUUUGCUGGUCCGUGGGGUUACUCUGCCAGGGGCAUAUCAAGGAAUCAUAUAUUACUUGAAACCAGACAUCAGUCGACUCCGGGAUCCCCAGGUCUGGAUGGAUGCUGGAACACAAAUCUUUUUUUCUUAUGCCAUUUGUCAAGGAUGUCUGACUGCUCUAGGAAGUUAUAACAAAUACAACAACAACUGCUAUAGAGACUGCAUUUGCCUCUGUUUUCUGAACAGUAUCACCAGCUUUGUGGCCGGAUUCGCCAUCUUUUCAGUUUUAGGAUUCAUGGCCCAGGAGCAGGGGGUUGAUAUUUCUAAAGUGGCUGAAUCUGGUCCUGGCCUGGCUUUUAUUGCAUAUCCAAAAGCAGUGACCAUGAUGCCUGUGUCCCCCCUUUGGUCGUGCCUGUUCUUCCUUAUGCUCAUCUUUUUGGGACUGGACAGCCAGUUUGUGUGCGUUGAGAGUCUGGUUACAGCUAUCGUAGAUAUGUAUCCAGAGGUGUUCAGAAAGAAAUUUCGGCGGGAAUUUCUCAUCUUAGGAAUUGCUAUCAUCUGCUACCUCCUCGGCCUCAUCCUGCUUACUGAGGGUGGGAUGUAUGUUUUCCAGCUCUUUGAUUAUUACGCUGCCAGUGGGACCUGCCUGCUUCUGGUUGCUAUUUUUGAAGUGAUCUGCAUUGCAUGGGUGUAUGGUGCAGAUCGGUUCUAUGAUGUUUUGGAAGACAUGAUUGGCUACAGACCAUGGCCAGUGGUUAAAUACUGCUGGCUGUUUGCCACCCCGGGAGUAUGUCUGGGAACGUUCCUCUUCUCUUUGAUAAAGUACACUCCCCUGAAAUACAAUAACAGCUAUGUGUACCCAACAUGGGGAUAUGUUAUUGGUUGGCUUAUGGCGUUUUCCUCCAUGAUCUGCAUCCCUUUGUAUGCCAUCUAUAUCAUCAUGAGGACUAAGGGUCCCUUCAUCCAGAGGCUGAAACAACUGGUAACCCCUGAUGCUGACCUUCCACAGCCUAAAAAGUAUCUUGCAGACCCUGUGGAACUCAAGAAAAAUGUUCUUCUGGCAGUGGAGGCUAAGGAUGGACUUAUCAUGUAUGAUAAAGAGACACGCUUCUGAGCUACCUGCUAAUACUUGUCAGAAUCAGCUGAAGGGGUCUCCUCGCCCUAGUAGAAUACUUGCCACCGCUCCCUUUGUAUAGCACCUCUCUACAUCUCACUUCUUUAACAUCUAUGUAUUAGGAUAUUGAUCCAGGGCAUUAUAUGUCUCCCACCCAUUCUGUGAUUUUGUCUUUCUUCUAUCUUGUAACCUCAUUGUAUCUCCUCUCACUCUCUCUCUCUCGCUCUUACUCUCUUUUUUGCUCUCUCAUUCUCACACUAUCUCUCAUUGUACUAUACCUAGUAACUGUCUGAUUCUUUCAUACCUACAGACAUUUUCCAGUACUAGUCUGAGACAACUGUUGAGAGCAGUGUUGGGAAGUGAACUCACUAGACACUAUAGGGCUUAUAUAUAGAAGCUUUACUCUGUAUUCUGCAGGGGCAAGUUUAUUGCUUAUACAAGUGUUUCUAGAUGCCAAGUGAUGUACUUGAAAGAUGUAGCACCCAUAUUAGUUGGGGACAAUGUUGAUUCACAUUUACUGAGAGAACAGCAGCCAGGAACAUAUACGUUUUUCUCAAUGUUCAAGAGACUGAUGCUAUAUGUUUCAAAUGGUAUAUAAAAUAGGUACUAGUUACUGCAGGUUCUGGGAUCAUAGACCCAAACUGGUAUAGUCUUACCGUUUCCACUACAUUGGGCAUACAUGUAUUUCAUCAGUUCAUAGUUACAUGGCAUGCUAGAUUAGCAAAUAAUGGUAAUGACUCUUUACUAAAACAAAUCUCAUGUUAAGCUUUGGAGCUGCAAACUUAGCGAAUCAGCACUUUAGGAUUAAUAUGGAAUUGGAGAGACUGGACUUACAGAAAAGCACUUAGACUGCAAUACCACAUAUACUUUCUCUUUUUCUGUCUUUACAUAUUCAUAUGCCUAGGUUUCUGUUUCCUGUUCUGUUCUAUAAAGCAGACCAAUACAAAAUCCGUUCAAUAAUGGGUUAUCAAGUAACAUAACAAUAUGAAAAAAUUGUCUUAUUUGAGAAGCCAUAAUUAGUGAAUGUAAUCCAUAUUAUGUUGCCUCUCAGUACUCAAGAUCAAAUUAUCUGAUGUUAAAUAAUGUGGUAUAAAUGUACUUAUAAUGGUGAGGCUUCUCCAAAAUGCUAUGUUACCACAGGGAAAGCAUUCUCUCAAUUGUGAAGGUAUUUCUCAUUCUGUACUGAACCUGCUUGAUAGAAUAGUUCCUAUCUCUUUGGUUCUGACUUUUGUUACUUACUUUAACACAUCUUUCUCUGAGCCAGGUCUCUUUCAACACCAAUGUACAGCACAUAUCAUUCUCUCAAUGUAUUACAACCUCUCUCACUUACAAUGCCAUCUCUAUGUACAUCACACCUACAUAUUUCUGCUGUAAGUUAAGCUCCCAUGUUUCUCAGAAAGAACCUUUUAUUGUAUAUGUUCACUGUAUUCUACCACACUUGGGCAUAUUAGACUGUUUGUGAAGGUUUCAGAUGGUCUUCUGUUUACUCACUGCUAUCAAUGCAAAUUUGCUGGAAGACAACUCCAGAGGCAUCUUCUUUUCUCUUACUGAAGACUAUAUUUUGAGAAAAGAAAAUUAAUUUUAAUAUAAAUACGAAUAAUACAUAUUCUUUGGACCAAUGCUGGACAAUGGAGCUGAGUAAGAAGGAAAUAAGCGGGCAUUUUCUUUUCGUUCACAGGACAAUAUGACUCACAGUGACUUUGAUUCCAAACCAGCCAAUAAACUUUAGGGGGGGGGGGGGGUUGUGGUCCAAGAGAUAAUUUUCCUGGUUUGAGCUAUCACAAUUAGUAUUUUAUCCCCAUUUUCAGUUGUUUUUUUUCUAAAUGCCAUAAUACUGUUUUCAAAUUUUAGAUACUUAACACUGGAAACAACCUGUAUCCUAAUCUAUACCCAAUGCCUUAAUGGGAACUUGGAUGAUUUGUUAACCCACAUUUUUAACGUAGUUAUUCUUUAUUAGACAUUUUUAUAAAAAAUACAAAAUAAAUUUAACAAUAAAACAUACCAGAAUCAAUAAAGUAA
Molecule: messenger RNA, 3980 nt
Organism: Bombina bombina (fire-bellied toad)
Lineage: Eukaryota; Metazoa; Chordata; Amphibia; Anura; Bombinatoridae
Product: sodium- and chloride-dependent betaine transporter
Exons: 15
Coding region: 123-1961 (612 amino acids)
Biological process (GO): neurotransmitter transport; sodium ion transmembrane transport
Cellular component (GO): plasma membrane
Molecular function (GO): gamma-aminobutyric acid:sodium:chloride symporter activity
Source: RefSeq, a predicted model, not a curated record